Messenger RNA from Camellia sinensis, 1161 nucleotides. Lineage: Eukaryota; Viridiplantae; Streptophyta; Magnoliopsida; Ericales; Theaceae. The record is from RefSeq and is a predicted model, not a curated record.
UCUCUCUCUCUCUCUCUCUCUCAUACACAACACAAGACACACACACAGAGCAAGCAGAGAGAGAGGGAACAAUGGCAAUAUCGGUGGCAAUUGGGUUGAAAACUGUAUUUUGCGUAUUGGGAUGUGUGAUGGUGGCCACUCUCAUUUACACUCUCUCCCUCGAUGGCCUCCCUUUCCGUAAAGACCUUCUCACCCCGUGGAUGGUGGCAACCUUGAUUGAUUUCUAUAUUAAUGUCAUUGCUAUAGGGGCUUGGGUUUCCUACAAGGAAUCGAACUGGAUCAGUGCAUCACUUUGGGUAGUUCUGCUAGUAUGUUUUGGAAGCAUUACAACAUGUUGUUACAUUGUUUUGCAAUUGCUGAAAUUGUCAAUUGGAGAAUCUUCAGAAGAUCCAAUAUAUUACGUUUUAAUGCGACGCCCUAGCAAGGAUGGAAUGGAACACAAGAGGAGGUUUUCUGUUGUAACUACAAGAAUUAUCUUCACUGCUCUGGGUUUUUUGAUGCUGGGAACUUUGCUUUACACUCUCUUGACAGAUGGCUCUCCAUUUCGCACAGAGCUUUUGACACCGUGGAUGACAGCAACGCUAAUUGAUUUCUAUAUCAAUGUCGUGGCUCUAUCGGUUUGGGUAGCAUACAAAGAGUCAAGUUGGAUAAGUGCAUUCAUUUGGAUAGUUUUAUUGGUAUGUUUUGGCAGCAUCACAACAUGCGCCUACAUUGUCCAACAGCUAUUCUAUCUCUCAUCCCAGGAUCCUGUUUGUCUUGUUCUCCUAAAUGGCAGCAACAGAUGAUUUUAUCUCGUGAUGAACCGGCUUCAGAUGAAACUGAUAUUGGAUGUAUAAACAGCAUUUUCUUUCCAGCACCUUCCUGAUGAAGCAUAUUUUCCUUUGUUUUUGAAACAUUUAAAAUACUUUUUGGGUGGGAGGUUUUGACAAUUGGGAUGCACACUAUUCUUUCUUUACCCACCGGUCUUUCUUCAUUUCUUUUAUCUUGGAAGUUUUUUGAGUUCUGUAAUUGUUUUUGAUUUGGCAGAAAACAGUUAUGAAUGAAUGCAAUGGAUCAAUGGUGGUUUGGUGACAAAAAGUAAAGGCUAGUUUGGUUUUUUGCCGAGUACUUCACAGUUUUCAGAUUGCAGAUUGAUAUAUAUACAUACAUUGUUGGAAUGUC